This is a messenger RNA of Haliotis rubra (blacklip abalone), 2703 nucleotides long. RefSeq lists its product as uncharacterized. Bases 1 to 2703 code for a protein of 900 amino acids. The transcript has a single exon. NCBI's taxonomy places the organism in Eukaryota, Metazoa, Mollusca, Gastropoda, Lepetellida, Haliotidae. The record is from RefSeq and is a predicted model, not a curated record.
AUGGCAGAGAUUGAAUCAAAGGAAUGGAGCACCAGAAAUGCUGGAAUCAUCUCUGAAGUCAAAUUGCUGGACAAAUUACCUAAACUCACAAACAGAGAUGGUAAGAAAUUGUAUGAACUUUCUGAUUUACUCAUGGAGAUAGAAUCCCUCAAGGCUAAUGACAAGUACAGCUCACUACUGUCGUAUUUUGACACAUCAUCAGGUGUCAACCCAAUUGUGCAAAAACUCCCCUACGGUCUCCAGGAGAAGUGGUCAAACCAUGCCUUUGGAUAUAAACAGCAACACAAUGUUCCAUAUCCACCUUUUUCCGUGUUGGUGAAUUUCAUUCAUGGUAUCUGUCUCCAGAAGAAUGAUCCCAGCUUUCACUAUGACAUUUCAUCAAGUGUUGACCAUCCAAAGGUUAAGGCCAGUGCUACAACCACUCAGAUACGGACAAGGAGAACCGACAUCAACAGACAGGAUACACCCAUGUGUCCUCUUCACAAUUCCAGACACUCAAUCAACGACUGUAAAGCCUUUCAAGACAAGCCAUACCAGGACAAAAUCAGCUUCCUAAAGACUAAAGGUAUCUGUUUCAAGUGUUGCAUGUCAACAGACCACGUAGCUCGUGCAUGCACAGAGAAACUGUUGUGUAAAAAGUGUAAGAGUACCCGUCAUACUACAGCUAUUCAUGAUGAUGACUGGGUCAAGCCUUCUCAGCCGACAACAGGCCAUGGUGGGGAGGCCAGAAGUUUUCGGACAGACAGCAGUAUGAGCAAUAAUGUUAACCAUCAGGAUCCAGUCUCCUCCAAGUGUACACAAAUAUGUGGAGGGCCAUCUGAUACGUUCCAGGGCAAGUCAUGUGCGAAGAAUGUGCUUGUGCUGGUAUAUCCUAAAGGAAAAAGAGAACAGGCCACCAGGAUGUAUACUACAAUAGACGACCAGAGUAAUGCUUCUUUGUGUCACUCAAGCUUCUUUACAAAAUUCGGAAUACAAGGUGACAGUAUACCUUACACACUCUCAUCAUGUGCCGGUCAGAUUGAAACAUCUGGACGUAGAGCCAGUGACUAUGCUGUGUCCUCCCUGGAUGGAAACGUAACAUUUGACCUUCCAGCGCUUGUUGAGUGCAACAAUAUCCCUGCCGUAAAGGAAGAAAUUCCUACACCUGACGUAGCAUUGCACCACUCCCAUUUGAAGAGCAUCGCCAAGCAUAUCCCAGAACUAGAUGACAGCUCCCAGAUAGAACUGCUGCUAGGUAGGGAUCUGCUAGAGGCCCAUCACAUCUUGGAGCAGAUAACGGGUCCACGCGGCAGUCCAUAUGCACAAAGGUUACCCCUUGGCUGGGUAAUUGUUGGCGAAGCAUGUCUUGGUAAAGCACACUCACCACAGCAUGUGAAUCUCAACAAAGUGUACAUGUUGGAUAAUGACCGCCCUUCAAUAUUCCAACCAUGCCCAAACAAUAUGUUCAUCAAGGAAAAUAGUGACAGUGAACUGUUUCAGGAAGAGAGUGAUAUCUUCUAUACCACAUCUGAAGAUGAGAGAUCUGGUACAUCUGUACAAGACAGACAAUUCUUGGACAUCAUGGACAGAGAUAUGUACAGGAAUGAUAAAGGUACUUGGGUUGCCCCAUUACCUUUCAUGAAACCAAGAAAGACACUGCCAAACAACAAAACCCAGGCCAUCCAAAGAGCUAACAUGUUGGACCGCAGUCUCCAAAAGAAUCCUGAAAAGAGAAAACACUUCAUGGAGUUUAUGCAGAAGAUUUUCGACAAUCGUCAUGCUGAACUCGCACCACCUGUACAGGAAAAAGAGGAAUGUUGGUAUUUACUAAUCUUCGGGGUCUACCACCCUGAAAAGCCAUCACAGAUCAGAGCGGUCUUCGAUUCAUCGGCCCGGUACAAAGGUGUCUCCCUAAACGAGAUUCUCCUACAAGGUCCAGAUCUUAUCAACGAGCUACUUGGGAUUCUUCUCAGAUUUAGGAGAGAGCCAGUAGCGAUACUGGCAGACAUCCAGCAAAUGUUCCACUGUUUUGAAGUUGAGGAGAGCCAUAGAAACUACCUACGGUUUCUCUGGUACAAAGACAACAAGUUCGAGAAUGAACUUGUUGGUUACCGUAUGAGGGUACACGUUUUCGGCAACCGACCCUCACCGGCAGUGGCCGCUUAUGGAUUGAGAAACGCAGCACAGGCAGGAGAGAAAACAUUUGGUAAAGAUACUAAAGACUUCGUGCAGAAUGACUUCUAUGUCGACGAUGCUGUCAACUCUCUCCCUACACCAGAACAGGCUACAGACCUUCUCAAGAGGACACAAGAGUCUCUGAAGACCAAUGGUAAUCUGAGACUUCAUAAGAUCAUCUCAAACAGUAUGAAUGUAAUGAAAUCAUUCCCGCCGGAAGACCUAGCUAAGGACCUAAAUGUGUUGGACCUACAACAGUUAGACACAUUCCCACUUCAGAGAAGUCUUGGAAUACUGUGGGACGUCCAGAGCGAUGUGUUCACUUUCCGCCUACCAUCAGAAAACAAGCCAUGCACUAAGCGAGGAAUACUGUCUACAGUGAACAGUAUAUUCGACCCCAUGGGGUUCGUAGCUCCAGUCGUAAUCCAGGUUAAGCUCAUUCUCAGAGACGUCGUCUCCACAGGCCUAGGGUGGGACGACAUCGUGCCAGCUGAACAUCUUCAAAGAUGGGAGCAGUGGAGAACUUCUCUAAAGGCUCUUGAACAGUGA